UAAAUGAGCCUUUGAUAUCAUCGAAAAGUCGAAAAACAGUACAAUUUUACUCCUCUUCUUUGAUAUCAUCGAAAACAUUUCAACUUUUCUCUCUCUCUCUCUCUCUCUCUCUCUCUCUCCACAGGAUGGCUUCUCUUUCGACUUCAAUUGUAUCAGUCAGAAUCCCACAAACCCACUCAUCGUCUGGUUCUUCAUUAAUGCGAGUGGACCAAUCUCUUGGCAGCAGAAACUUGUUUGUCAGCACUACUUGCCAGGGAAAGGCAAAAUCACUGAAGUACAGAAAGACAUUGAUGGUGCAAGCUAGUAGGGAUGGUGGAAGUAGUGCAAGUAUCUUUGUUGGUGGCUUUUUAUUGGGAGGAGUUGUCGUUGGAACAUUGGGUUGUAUAUAUGCGCCUGAGAUCAGUAAGGCACUAGUAGGAGAGGAAAGGAGAGAGUUGAUCAAAAAGCUGCCAAAAUACAUCCAUGAUGUAGAGGAGAAUGCCUUGGAGAUGACCCGGGAAGUACUCGCUGAGAAGAUUGGGCAGCUUAACUCUGCCUUGGAAGAUGUUUCUGCCCUGAUUCUUGGUAAUGAUGCCCCAAAACCAAGGAAACCACAUGAAGCAAUGUACAAGGCUUUGGACGACAAUUUUGCUAUUUGAAGUUUCGGUAACCCAAAAGCUGUUAUAUGUUUGUUGUGUUUUGGACUGGAAUGUUCGAAACAAAUCUUCUCUGUGAACCUGUCCUUUCGUAGAUCAAGUUUCUGGGAUGACGAAAAGAUGAUGCCUCUUUAUUACGUAUGACAUUCUUGUUAACUUGCCUAAGUGAUAUGUUACAUGAACAAUAAGCUUGAGCUGCUGUA
Messenger RNA from Rhododendron vialii, 838 nucleotides. RefSeq lists its product as uncharacterized. Gene Ontology annotation, cellular component: chloroplast inner membrane; chloroplast thylakoid membrane. The record is from RefSeq and is a predicted model, not a curated record. The transcript has 5 exons. NCBI's taxonomy places the organism in Eukaryota, Viridiplantae, Streptophyta, Magnoliopsida, Ericales, Ericaceae. Bases 126 to 638 code for a protein of 170 amino acids.